This is a messenger RNA of Rotaria sp. Silwood1, 519 nucleotides long. The record is from the annotation of a GenBank genome assembly. Lineage: Eukaryota; Metazoa; Rotifera; Eurotatoria; Philodinida; Philodinidae.
AUGAUUAUUGGACACGAAAUUACACAUGGAUUUGAUAAUACAGGUCGUCAAUUUGAUAAAGAUGGAAAUCGAAUACCUUGGUGGACAAAUGAAACAAUUGAAAAAUUCAAUGAACAUAACCAAUGUUUUAUUGAACAAUAUAGUAACUUUAGUAUACCAGAAAUUGAUAUGAAUAGUAAUGGUAAUCAAACACAAGAUGAAGAUAUUGCUGAUAAUGGUGGACUUAAAGCUGCUUUUUAUGCAUAUCAAAAUUGGGCUAAAAAUAAUGUAAAUAUUGACAAAAAAUUACCAGGUUUAACAAAAUAUUCAAAUGAACAAAUGUUUUUCAUCCAUUUUGGUUAUACUUGGUGUACUAGAUUAAGUGUAUCACGUAUAUUCAAUAGGCUUAUAACUGAUGUUCAUUCGCUUGCACAUAUAAGAGUAAUUGGUUCUACAUCAAAUUUUCAUGAGUUUGAUCGAGUAUUUAGUUGUAAACCAGGUCAAAGAAAUAGUCGAGUGAAAAAAUGUGUUGUUUGGUAG